AACAGAGCAUAGGUUAGUAAACGUUUGAUUUGUAUUCAAGUUCAAAUAUCAAAAAAUCCAGAGUACAGCCGAAGUAAUAUAUACUUUCUGUAAGUAAAUGCAAAAUGUUUGGUUUAAUUACGGCUUAUUUACAUCUUCCAAGGCCCGAAAUAUCUGUUAUCGAAUAUCCUGAAUUAGAUUCGAAAUGGCAUGAACUGUAUCCUUUAGAGGAAGAUAAAUUUAAAAUUAAUCUUAACGUUCAGCAUUUUAAACCGGAUGAAAUUUCUGUAAAAGUAGUAGAAGAAAGAAUCGUAAUCGUGGAAGGAAGACAUGAAGAAAAAAAGGAUGAUCAGGGGUAUGUAUCGAGACAUUUCACUAGAACAUAUGAGUUACCGCAGAAUUACGAUUUGAAGAAAAUUAAAUCUACAUUGUCCUCCGAUGGAGUUUUGAUAAUUACUGUACCAAAAUCAGAAAAUCGGAAAAACGGCAGCGCCUCUGAAGAAAAAAUGAUUCCGAUUUUAAAAACAAAAAAAUCUUUUAAGCAAGCUAGUAAUCACAUUAAUAUGAAACAUAAAUUAUAAACAAAUAGUUAUUUGUUCUAUCGUUUUGUGUGUUUGUAAAUAAGUGCGAAAUAUUUUAGGGGGAGGUUGUCGAAGUUAUUUUGUGAAAAAAGUUCAUAUAAGCGGAGGUCGAAAUAUGUUUCGUUUCCCAGAUGUUUAAAUUAAUUAUUUAUUUAUUUUUAUUAAUUAUUUCAGAGUUUUAAAGAUAUUGACUCGAAAUUUCAUGGCUGUAUUUUAUUUAAAAACAUUGACAGCAACCUCUAGUAGGUUGUAAUGUAAUGUAUCAAUAGAAAUUAAAAAUACACAACUUGCAAUAAAAUAUGUUUUUUCCUCAAAAACGGUGGAUUCUACGA
This is a messenger RNA of Anoplophora glabripennis (Asian longhorned beetle), 892 nucleotides long. Its product is annotated as heat shock protein 23-like. Gene Ontology annotation, molecular function: protein folding chaperone. The transcript has 2 exons. The coding region runs from base 105 to 560 and encodes 151 amino acids. The record is from RefSeq and is a predicted model, not a curated record. NCBI's taxonomy places the organism in Eukaryota, Metazoa, Arthropoda, Insecta, Coleoptera, Cerambycidae. Gene Ontology annotation, biological process: protein refolding; response to heat.